AACUUUCCUUCUCUUUUAUGCUUUUUUUUUUCUUUCUUUUGCUUUUUGAAUACACUGAGAAGGGUUUACAUAAACCCUUGUUUCUUCUUCGUUUCGGCGUUCAUCAACAAUGUCGUCCAAAGGCCCCGGUCUCUUCUCCGAUAUCGGAAAAUUAUCCAGAGAUAUCCUUACCAAGGAUUACAACUCCGAUCAGCGAUUCACAAUCUCCUCCUCCACCAACUCCGGCAUCGAUUUGAAUUCAACGUUAUUGAAGAGUAGAGGACUUUCCUCUGGUGAUGUUGCUGCUCAAAUUAACAACAAAAACAAUACUCUCCUUUUCAAAGUUGAUACUGAAUCAAGUGUGUUGACGACAUUUACUCUCACAGAUUUCGUGCCUUCUGCGAAAGCCGUUGCUUCUAUUCGAUUACCUGAUUACAAAUCCGGAAAGAUUGAGAUUCAAUAUCUUCAUGAUCAUGCUGGUUUUACUACUUCUGUUGAUUUAAAUUGCAACCCUGCUAUUGAUUUUUCUGCGACAAUUGGUACUCCUGGGAUUGCAUUUGGUGCGGAAACUAGCUACUCCACGAGUGUUGGGAAGUUUACAAAGUAUAAUGCUGGAUUGUGUUUGAAGAUGCCGAGUUCGCAUGCUUCUGUCAUUUUAGCUGACAAGGGAGACUCCAUGAAGGUAUCAUACUUGCGCGACCUGGAAAAAUUGAAUGGGGGAGCGGUUGUGGGAGAAAUUAGCAGAAAGUUUUCUACGAAUGAGAACACAUUGACAGUUGGAUGUUCUUAUGUGGUUGAUCCUCGAACAACGGUGAAGACAAAGCUGAAUAACCAUGGUAAUCUUGGGGCGUUAUUGCGGCAUGAGCUUACACAUAGGUCAUUCUUGACAAUCUCUGGCGCCUUUGAAACAAAGGCAUUGGAAAAUAGUCCUAAGUUUGGUUUCUCCCUUCUGCUCAAGCCUUAAAGGGAUUUAUUAUAGAUAGGGACUAUUUGCUAAGUUAUAAUGUCUCAUAUUCCUUCAAUCAAAUUGAUUGCAAGGAGAAAAGUUUAGGAAGUUUGUAGUAUCAAUUGUUGGAUUCAUGAUUAUUUUUGUCCCUUUUUCUUCAAAAGACUGAUUGGUUGGAUGAUGUAAACUAUUGAUAAUAUCCUCUCAUUGCAAACUAGUUGGGGAAAGAAAUUUAUGCAACUACUCCAUAUUUUUUGGAAUUAUUAGUAUUCUUUGUACUUUAUGAAUUUUGUAUUCAAUAUAUUGACAGAUUUAUUGCU
Molecule: messenger RNA, 1245 nt
Organism: Lathyrus oleraceus (garden pea)
Lineage: Eukaryota; Viridiplantae; Streptophyta; Magnoliopsida; Fabales; Fabaceae
Product: mitochondrial outer membrane protein porin 2
Exons: 6
Coding region: 110-943 (277 amino acids)
Biological process (GO): monoatomic anion transmembrane transport
Cellular component (GO): mitochondrial outer membrane
Molecular function (GO): voltage-gated monoatomic anion channel activity
Source: RefSeq, a predicted model, not a curated record